ACUCAGCAGGUCGACGAGACACGACCUCUCCUAGGAACUCCUUCCCCUUCCUUCAUUAUGAUCUUCUCAGUGUCGGUGUUGCUGGCGUGUCAGGUGCUGGUGGCGUUGGGUGACCGCCACUCGCCUCCCACGUACGGACACUCCACCCCCAGCUACGGCAAACUGCCCCCCAGGCACCCCCACUCGCCCCCGACUUAUGGCCCCCCUGCAAGCCCCGAGCCGUUGUACGGCCACUGCGACCCCACCAAGCCCCCUGCAUGUGCCUAUAACGGCACCUCCUACUGCCUCGAAGACCCCGAGUAUCCCGCCAGCGACAUCGCGAGUGCCAUCAGCAGCGACUACAUCUUCGCCAAGAAGUACUCUGAUGUCCCCGACCAGUCGGCGGACGACCUGGUAGAGUUCCUGACGAAGCUUCAGGAGGAGGCCUUCGACUACGCCUUCUACUCGGGCGCCUCCACAGGGCACUCGCCAUACGACCUCACGCACUGGGCAGGUCCCGAGGGCUACAUAUGCCCCAGCGACGUGGCCUACGCGACACUGAGGCGGGCCCGCAAUGUGCAGGGCAAGUGGCACGUGAUCGUGAACGACGCGCACUACCACACGCAGACGGUGCGCCUGGAGACGUGCCUGUACCCAGGGGCGGCGUGCCGUGCCCUCGCCCCCUGCUACUCGAGCGCCUGCACGCAGAAGUUCGUGUACCACCGCCUGCUGUCGUAUGAUCCCUGCGACAUGUACAAGGGGCUCUUCAUAGACGUCUACCAACUGCCGUCUGUCUGUUCCUGCCACGUCCCAGCGCACUAACUGCCGGGUACCCGUCGGCGGACAGUCAACCACCACGAUGGACGUCGGCUGCCA
Molecule: messenger RNA, 855 nt
Organism: Hyalella azteca
Lineage: Eukaryota; Metazoa; Arthropoda; Malacostraca; Amphipoda; Hyalellidae
Exons: 3
Coding region: 58-801 (247 amino acids)
Biological process (GO): innate immune response; central nervous system formation; regulation of Toll signaling pathway
Cellular component (GO): extracellular region
Molecular function (GO): Toll binding; growth factor activity
Source: RefSeq, a predicted model, not a curated record